This is a messenger RNA of Seminavis robusta, 417 nucleotides long. The record is from the annotation of a GenBank genome assembly. NCBI's taxonomy places the organism in Eukaryota, Bacillariophyta, Bacillariophyceae, Naviculales, Naviculaceae.
AUGACAUGUAUCACUUUCAAUCUGCCGGAUAUCGUAUUCUCCAAGGACUUUGUGGAGCGCACAUACACCAUUCUUAACAUCAAAGCCUGGAUCGCCUUGUACUGCCUGCUCUACACCCUUCCAUGGAUUCUCUGGAUGGUCAUUGCCGCCAUUGUGGGAACAGGUCCUUUUCCCUGCCAUCUAGCCAUUCUUGGUCAAGAUGCGAUCUCGUAUGACAAGUUCGAAUCCAUUUCCUACGACGAGAAAUCUCGAAGGGUGGUUUAUGCCAGGACCCCGCAGUAUGUUGAGGAAGUCAAGGAACGGGUGCCGUCGUGCUUUCGUGGAUUUGUCUGUGACAAGGAACGCUACCAUGUCAAUGAACUGGACGUGUUUCUAAAAGAUCAUGGAAUGAAGGAGGACUCCACAGAAUCGGCUUGA